Messenger RNA from Trypanosoma rangeli, 855 nucleotides. Its product is annotated as putative trans-sialidase. The transcript has a single exon. NCBI's taxonomy places the organism in Eukaryota, Euglenozoa, Kinetoplastea, Trypanosomatida, Trypanosomatidae. The coding region runs from base 1 to 855 and encodes 284 amino acids. The record is from RefSeq and is a predicted model, not a curated record.
AUGUUAAGGUCGACGCGCCUUUGGCGCUUUUGGAUGAAGGGCGGCGACAUGUUUGUGGAGUAUAAAAUUAUGUCGCGGGAUCAUCGGCGCUCGCUUCGCGUGAAAGGCGCCCUUGUAGACCCCAACGUUGCCCGUACCGUUGUUCCAUUAAGCUGGCUUGAGCAGCUGCGCAGCCCAUCCUUGCGGCUGCCGACAGGAUAUCACAUGGAGGAGGCGGUUUACGUGCCUCCGGCGUAUGCUGCGGUGAACGAGAAGGCAGGUGACCGGUCGCCGGAGCGAGGCACAGCGACGGCGUCAAAUGCAAUUUUGGCAGGACCCGUUGUUCUGUACAUUACGGGACAGAACCUCCCGGUGGUGGUAAAUCCGUACUUUGUUCCAGAUGAGACGUGGGGCGUUAGACUGAGCGGCGACGAGUGGGACUUGCGACUAGGCAUGGACGCCAUCGAGCAGUGCACCUUGUUUAGCGAGCUUCGCCCGGGUGGAUUGCUUUGCAACAAACUCCCUAGUAGCCAGAACGUAACGCGUCACGAGCCCGUGCGUGCAACCCUGCAGCGCUAUGGCAUGAAGUGCGGGCUUGCUGAGUCGCCACUAGUUCCUCGGCCGUGGACGCGGAUGCGGUACAUGUUUAUCGAUGAGCUGCAGCGCGGUCCAAAGAUGACGGAGUUUGUCGGACACAACCCGCGCAAUGGCACCCCGUGGCGCUUCUCACAACAUACGAAGCAUUUCCGCCUUGGUAUCUGGCGGGAAACGAUACGUCGCAACGACAUGAAUGAAGGCCUCCACGGUCACAGCAGCUGGCAGAAGUCACCACAGCAGGCGGUGCCUGAGGUUUGCCUCAUGGCGCCCUACCCAUAG